Molecule: messenger RNA, 459 nt
Organism: Plasmopara halstedii
Lineage: Eukaryota; Oomycota; Peronosporomycetes; Peronosporales; Peronosporaceae
Exons: 1
Coding region: 1-459 (152 amino acids)
Source: RefSeq, a predicted model, not a curated record
AUGGCGAAUCAUUCGGAGACCUCGGCCGAUCACCAGCAUCAGCUUGUUGGUGACUGUCCGCACGCUGUGGCCUCCAUUAUCAUCCAGCGCCACCAUGACAAACGUCAGCGCUUCGACUCGGCUGAUUACGAGAUGGCACAGCGGGUCUCAGGCCCAUGUCUUGGGUGCACAUGUGGCAAGUGCACGUUAUCGGAUGGAACUGAUCUGGAGCAUGAACCAGAGCCUGGCCUAGCCGAUAAGCCAGAGCAACUUAGAUGUUUGCGACUGCAACGCUUCGACUCAGCAGAUUGGGCUCUGCAAACUCAGUGCACAGAAUCACUUGCGCAAACGGACGAAAUGCCGACCAGCGUGGCACAAUUGCUUUUAAAUCGGCAUGCGCUGAAGACAUGUGCAUAUGUCGGUCCAGUCUUUCUCAAGAGCGGUGAGCACAGCACGGGACUUGGACUUAAAGAUCGUUAG